Carassius auratus (goldfish) is the source of this 1387-nucleotide messenger RNA. Its product is annotated as fas apoptotic inhibitory molecule 1. Gene Ontology annotation, biological process: negative regulation of extrinsic apoptotic signaling pathway via death domain receptors. The coding region runs from base 175 to 714 and encodes 179 amino acids. NCBI's taxonomy places the organism in Eukaryota, Metazoa, Chordata, Actinopteri, Cypriniformes, Cyprinidae. The record is from RefSeq and is a predicted model, not a curated record. The transcript has 5 exons.
CCAUGGUAACCGUUGUUAGCUGGAGCAGAUUUGUUGGCUUUAUUUUGAGCUAGUUGUGUUGAUGCUGUUGGCGUCAUUUGUGCUAAUAUUUUCUGUCUUGAGGAAAAGCUAAUUAAAUAUACACAAUCGCGUUUUAUUUCUGCUCUGAAUCGGAUCGGCACUCAAAGACAGAAGAUGUCAGGAGAUCUUGUAGCUGUGUGGGACGUGGCUUUGAGUGAUGGUGUGCACAGGAUUGAAUUUGAACAUGGCACAACCACAGGCAAGCGGGUCAUUUACAUUGAUGGAAAGGAAGUCAUUAAGAGAGACUGGAUGUUCAAACUGGUUGGAAAGGAGACUUUUCAUGUGGGUGAUGCAAAUACAAAAGCCACUAUUAACAUAGAUGCAGUGAGUGGCUUUGCAUACGAGUACACUCUUGAGAUUAAUGGACAGAGCCUGAAGAAGUACAUGGAGAAUCGGUCCAAAGUUACCAGCACGUGGCUCCUCAACCUGGAUGGCAUCGACUGCAGAGUGGUUCUGGAGAAAGAUACCAUGGAUAUAUGGUGCAAUGGACAGAAAAUGGAAACAGCUGGUGAGUUUGUUGAUGAUGGCACAGAGACACACUUCACUCUGGGCGACCAUGACUGCUGCAUCAAGGCUGUAAGCAGCGGCAAGAGACAAGAUGGCAUCAUUCACACACUGCUGGUGGAUGGCAUGGAAAUCUCAGAGUCAGAGUGAUCUGUGUGAAUGAGUGUGUGAGUGUGUUUGGAUUAUCCAUCCUUGUGAGAAGUGUUUCCUGUAUAUAGAUUCUGGGACAGCAUUGUUUGUGCAGUAGCACAAAUAUGUCCUCAAAAGCGAAGAGAUUAAAUGUGAACAUGUGUCUUGUAGAGUAUUCACUGACCAGCCACUGAUUCAUAAAUAGGGUCAGACUAUAGCAAUAACAAUCUAUGAGAAAUAUACUUUUAUGUGGCUUUGUGUUAUGAGACCCUUAGGCUCAAGGCCUUGUGACAAGCAAGAUAUGUUCUGUCAUUUAAGCUUUACUAGUCUGGUGGUAAUUUUAAGGUGAUGUGAUGUGUUAGUUCUCUGAGGACAUCAGCUUCCUUCUGAAACAAUGAUCUUAUAUGUGAAAUAUUUUAUCAUGAUAUACUGUAUAGAACUAUUUUUAGGUUGAACUAAAAAAUAUCUGAACCUAUGAAUCAAGCUCUAUGUCCCUAGCAAGUAAAGUAUGUACUAGUUUAGUUACUUAGUUUUUAUAUUUCUCCAUAGUAGAAUGAAAAUGUGUGUUGUAUUUAAAGGUUUUCUUUUUUUUCAUUUAACAUAAGUGUUAUAUAAAUAGCAAAAUAUUUUAUAUUAAACAACUCUUACACUCAAAACGUUCAAAUAUAUCUAGGUCCUGUUAUAUUUCUGUAAU